AUGGACAUCAUCUGCCUCUUGAAGCGCAAUGCCAGUGACUCCGACCUUUGCCAGGGGUCUGUGCUGCUUUGGCCAUACCGCUACACAGCUCAAUUGGGUGCAAUGCCUAUGGAACCUCGUCCUCUCGAACCAGUGAAAGCAGCAAAGAAAACAGAAUAUUUAAAACUAGCAGAGGCUUUGUUGGAACGAGCACCACGUGAGUCAAGUGCUAGAUCGGUUCAGUUUCUCCUGAACAUAUGUAGUGAAGAUCUGAAAGCUGAAGAUCCACCUCGGUUGCCCUGGAUUGAGACCGAUUGUGGACCCCCUUCAGAGAUAGGUUUCUCUCGCAUCGCUGGGAGAAUUGCUCCAGCAAUGAAGUUCUACGCAAAGCACUUGUGA
Molecule: messenger RNA, 378 nt
Organism: Durusdinium trenchii
Lineage: Eukaryota; Dinophyceae; Suessiales; Symbiodiniaceae
Source: the annotation of a GenBank genome assembly